UCGAUGCCAUUGCGUUGGAAAAUGAAUCGAUUUUGUGCGGAAUGGAAAUGAAACUAGAGCCGACCGUCAAACAAGAGCCAGAAGACAACGAUGGUAUUGCGAUUGUGUCAAGAGUGUCAAGAUCAGCGCACACAGCCAAUGGAACACAUGAAAAUGCGACUGCUAGUGGCCAAGUGAAUGGUAACAACAUUUGUUUCGAUUUCUACGUUCUGGACGAGGUAAAAUCGGAAGUAAAGACUGAAAAGGUUAAGGAUGAGGUGAAUCAAGUUCCACGGAAGAGCUCUGACAAAAAUCGAAAGCCACGAAACGAUGCGAACAAGCGUUUUCCGAAACCAAAAUCAAAUGGAUCGGAUGACGGUGCGGCAAAAAAAUAUUCAGCCAAGGUUGGAAAAAGUGGCAAAGCAAAUAGUUUUGGUAGCAAGCAGAAACCAGCUCAAGACAAGGCAAAUGAAAAGCGACACAAGUGUUCAUUGUGCGAGUAUCAGACUUCCAACAAAAGUCAUUUGAAAAGACACAUGCUCAAGCACACCGGCGAACGACCAUUUCCAUGCAGCGUGUGCCGGAAGCGAUUUACAACAAAACAAAAUCUCCAAUCGCACAUGAAAACACACGUCGAUGAGUUUCUUUUCAGUUGCUCGAAUUGUUUGCAAGGAUUUCAUCGCAGCGAGGAGAAAGUGAAACAUGAAACCGGUUGCAAUGUGCAUCGCUACGAGUGUCAUCUGUGCACGGAAUUCUCUACAUUGGAAAAAAAGGAUUUUAAACGUCAUUUGCGCGUUCACACCGGCGAGCGACCAUUCGAAUGCGACCAAUGCUCGAAUGCAAAGAUUCAAUCUCGCGAGUAAUUUGGAACGCCACCGCAAAUCACACGCCAAUCCUCGUUCAUUGAAGUUCAAGUGUUCAUCUUGUUUCAAAAAUUUUGCCCAACAAAAGGAAAAGGAAAAUCAU
Messenger RNA from Sitodiplosis mosellana (orange wheat blossom midge), 945 nucleotides. RefSeq names its product protein krueppel-like. Gene Ontology annotation, molecular function: DNA-binding transcription factor activity; RNA polymerase II cis-regulatory region sequence-specific DNA binding. Bases 42 to 842 code for a protein of 266 amino acids. The transcript has a single exon. Gene Ontology annotation, biological process: regulation of transcription by RNA polymerase II. Lineage: Eukaryota; Metazoa; Arthropoda; Insecta; Diptera; Cecidomyiidae. The record is from RefSeq and is a predicted model, not a curated record.